Molecule: messenger RNA, 1350 nt
Organism: Oppiella nova
Lineage: Eukaryota; Metazoa; Arthropoda; Arachnida; Sarcoptiformes; Oppiidae
Source: the annotation of a GenBank genome assembly
AUAAACACAUUUUCACAGAGUUUUGAAAGUAUUAAACGGUCUUAAAAUUGUAGCUUAUUUUCAGAUCUCAAAAGUUAUCAACUCUUUUGCGACACAACUAUUGAACUAAAAUCUUCCGAAACUCAACUGAAAUCAUGUCUCCCUUUCCGCCAACAUUUAUAGCCGAGUGGACAGACAGACGUACGUCCGAACAGCUCGAGUACAGACGUCUGGGACAGACAGAUAUGAUGGUCUCGACACUCAGCUUAGGGGGCGCACAUGUUGUCAAAGACCUGGUGUUUAGCGCCGACGGCUCGCAACUAUUGAGCGGUUAUGAGAGUGUGGUUCAGUCCAUCAGAAGGACAGUUCAGUCGGGAAUCAAUUUCAUAGACACCUCUCCCUUCUAUGGCUGCGGGAAAGCGGAGCUCGUGUUGGGAAAGGCAUUGGAAGGCAUUCCCCGGAAUGCAUACUAUUUGGCAACAAAAGUCGGUCGCAAACCCGACUGCACUUUCGACUACUCGUCCCAAUGGGUCGUCCAGUCGUUUGAGUCGAGUCUCAAGAAACUUGGCGUCGAUUACUUGGAUUUGAUUCAUGUACACGACGUGGAGUAUUGCGAUUCCAUUGAUAUUAUCAUCAAUGAAACACUUCCAGCACUCGAUAGGCUCAGGCAACAGAAAAAAGUCAAAUACAUUGGUAUCACUGGCUAUCCAUUGCAUACACUAAAAGAAAUAAUAGAGAGAAGUGCUGUGAAACUGGAUGUCGUUCUGUCUUAUUGUCGAAUCACUCCUUUCGACCAAACAUUACUCCAAUUCUUGCCAUUCUUUAAGAGCAAGAAUUUGGGUGUAAUUAAUGCGGCGAUUCUGGGGAUGGGAUUAUUAACCCCGGGUAAUAAUGUGCCCUAUUGGCACGCGGCACCUACACCUAUACGACAGGCCUGUACUCAGGCCAUCAACUAUUGCAAUGACCGUAACGUGAAUAUCGCUAAACUAUCGGUUUAUUAUGCGUUACAACACAAGGGUAUCGACACUCACCUGAUAGGGAUGGAGGAUGAAAACGCAUUGAACGCUAAUUUAGAUGUUAUGGUCAAUGGGUUGAAUGAUAGGGAGAAAGAGGUGUUGAAUGAGAUUGUGGUCAAUAUAUUCGCCAAACUCCAUGUCCAUCACUGGGAGGGCCUGGAGUUGAGUCGAUACAGAGCCGACAGAAAGGAGUUCCAAGAGUUCCUAUUGAGAGGCAAAUAAUUGUAUCGCAAAUUGUGUCCAUUAUUUUAAAUGUCUUAUCAAUAAACAAAAAUCAAUUUUAAAUUUAGCGCAAAAACUUGUACGCAAAACAAAAUUUAUAUUAAAUACUCAAAACAUGCAAUUUAUUAAUUAC